Molecule: messenger RNA, 590 nt
Organism: Aphanomyces astaci
Lineage: Eukaryota; Oomycota; Saprolegniomycetes; Saprolegniales; Verrucalvaceae
Exons: 4
Coding region: 208-510 (100 amino acids)
Biological process (GO): deadenylation-dependent decapping of nuclear-transcribed mRNA
Cellular component (GO): Lsm1-7-Pat1 complex; P-body
Molecular function (GO): RNA cap binding
Source: RefSeq, a predicted model, not a curated record
GCGAACCAACACAGUAUUGUCAGGACCUGCGGCGGCGAUGAAUAGCAUGACGGGGUUCCCUGGCGUGUCAAGCCUAGUGGAGCAACUGGACAAGCAACUGCUCGUGGUGUUGCGGGAUGGCCGACAUCUUGUGGGCAUCAUUCGUAGUUUUGACCAAUUUUGUACGUAUGCACGCACACGUCCAUUCUUUGCCAGGACAAAGCGGCGAUGCGGAUGGGUGCCCGAGAUGAUGAUCGUGGUUCUUCCUGCGUAGCAAACAUUGUGCUGGAAGGCACAUGCGAGCGCCACGUUGUCGGCAACACAUACUGCGACAUCCCAUUAGGGCUGUACAUCAUUCGGGGGGAGAACAUUGUGCUCAUGGGCGAACUGGAUCAAGCCAAGGAAGCCGAGGACGUCAACCUCACGCGCAAAUCGGCGGAAGAGGUGCUCACGGCCGAAAUGGAGCAGAAUGAGCAAGGGCUGCCCACCGUGCGGGACGCGUGGAACUUUGACCAUCCGUCGCAACACUAAUCCCAUUCUGUUCUUCGUUCCACGAUCUUCUUGGAUAGACAAUAGUAUGUAAUACAUAAUACUAGUAAGUAUAACGUUAC